AUGGUCAUACCAAGAGAAUCCUCUCAUCGCACAGAUAGCUGGAAUGUCAGGACAUCGAGAAAUCCAAGUUGGACAGAGGGGAUGAGCCCUUCCUGUCCAAGAACACGAAACUCCAUUUCAUCCAGAAAGCCCUACACCAGUUCAAGCCCGACAGAACCAGCCAAAACCUCCACCUAUUCCACGGCAGUGGUCCCAUGCGAUCAACCCUUAGCGCUUCUGCCUGAGCAACCAGCUGUGUUACCUUACAGAUCUAGAAGGAUGGACCACAAUCCAUUCCCUCCACUAGCAAGAGGCAGGAGAGAUAGAGGGAGAAUCAACCCUUUUGCAAUAAUGACAGGAACAGACUGGGGGCAAAGUAGAGGAAUCAUUCAGAUUUUGAAGAAGAGGAGAAACAUAGGGAGGAAGUUCUGCCCAGACCAUUCAGAUUUUGAACACAACCAGCCAAAACAAGGGCGGAAUCCACAUCCUGUCAAUGCCUUAAAUGAGACGGGAGCACUACAGAGGUUGAUACGAGAGAUGACGGAACCUGAGGCCAAAAGAGGAGAAAGGCCCACCUAUAGAAAGCCAUAUCCAGCUUAUAUUGAUCAAAUACCUCUAUCCUCAGGCUUUAAGGUACCAAACUUCACCUUGUUCAACGGAGAGGACAGCCAUGCUUCAUCAGUUGAGCAUAUAGGCAGAUUCUCUGUCCAGUGCAUAGCCAUAGAAAAUAACAUGCUGCUAAAACUAAGGCUUUCUGGAAAUUCUCUAUCUGGACAAGCCUUCACUUGGUAUACUAGCUUACCACCCAAUUAUGUUCAAACUUCGGAACAUAUGGACAAUGUCUUCCAUGACUACUACUUUAGAAUUUAG
Molecule: messenger RNA, 849 nt
Organism: Prunus armeniaca (apricot)
Lineage: Eukaryota; Viridiplantae; Streptophyta; Magnoliopsida; Rosales; Rosaceae
Source: the annotation of a GenBank genome assembly